GGCAGAAAAUGGCCCAAGGCAGGUGCGGUACAGGUACAGACUACAGUCUACUGCGACAGUACUAGUGCAGCGCGCGGGCGGGCAAGCUCCCAAGCACCGCAGAGAGCAAUGGGCACCGCACCCAUUUUUUUUUCCCUUUCUUCCCAAGGAAGGGGGGCACCAAGAGCUCACCCAGGCCAGCCCACUGCAUAACAGUCCAAGUGUGGUAGCUGGGCAGGUCGCGUUCCCUCCCCACGCACAAUCACUCCCCCAUAGUAAAAAGGCUGCCUUGGCCCUCCCCAUACAUUCUCUCUCCCUCUCUUUUCUCCCAUACAAUUCUCCCACCCAAAAUCGCCUCUGUACUCAAUACGCUUCUGUACGUCUUCGUGGUGAGUACUGUCCUAUCCUCUCUAUCAUUCACCACAACAUCACCAUAAAAUCAAAAUUUUAUGUCUUUUACUUUCUGGCGUUGCGCCUGCCUUGCGGCAAGUUUUUGAUUGGACUUCGUUAUCGAUUCUUCUCGAGACGUUGCUCCAAACUGGACUGCAUCGCGUCUGUUGCGCAUCAUCUUCACCUCAAAACUUUGUCGCGCGACAUCUUUAUAAGAUAGCUAACGGAAGCGCAUCAUAGACUACCUCAACACCACAAAUUACUUUUCCCCAAGUUCACCUCCCAGAAAAUCAAUCAAAAUGCCCAAGGCUGCUGCUGGUAAGCGCGGUAAGGCCGAGAAGACCAAGCGCGGCAAGAAGGAUCCCAACGCCCCCAAGCGUGGCCUCUCCGCCUACAUGUUCUUCGCCAACGAGCAGCGUGAGAACGUCCGUGAGGAGAACCCUGGUAUCUCUUUCGGUCAAGUCGGCAAGCUCCUCGGUGAGCGAUGGAAGGCUCUUAACGAGAAGCAACGUGCUCCUUAUGAGGCCAAGGCUGCCGCUGACAAGAAGCGAUACGAGGAUGAGAAGCAGGCCUACAACGCCGACCAGGAGGAGGAAGAGUCUUCCUAGAAGGGAGAUUAUGAAGUCAAACCCAAGCGUCGCUCGGCGAAGAAAUCUGAAUCGGACUAGUCUCAGCACUUCAGCGCCGCGUAGCAGGUUAUUCUGCUCGAGUGGACCUUCUUCUUUGUAUUUCGGUCUCGGCGGUGUUGUAUGAUGGCACAGGAAGAGUGCCUUGUUUUUUUAUUAAGGAUUUCAAGGGUUUAAGGUCGUUCCACAUGUUAUUAUGAUCUAGAUUGCGGCCCAUCUCGGGCUGCGACCUCACAAUGAGAACCUGAUCACGAACUCUGGAGGAGUCCAUGGGAUGAGGAAACGAGAUGCCUGUACAAGUAAGGGAGCUUCGGCAUAAAUAAUCGAAAUUAUAAAACAUCGCAAUAUCUGCCACAAUUGUGUUCCAUGUGCGAAAGAUUCGGGGGAACCCCUAUAAUAUACCUCAGACGAUUACGGC
Molecule: messenger RNA, 1413 nt
Organism: Fusarium verticillioides 7600
Lineage: Eukaryota; Fungi; Ascomycota; Sordariomycetes; Hypocreales; Nectriaceae
Product: structure-specific recognition protein 1
Exons: 4
Coding region: 669-977 (102 amino acids)
Source: RefSeq, a predicted model, not a curated record